Molecule: messenger RNA, 7355 nt
Organism: Toxoplasma gondii ME49
Lineage: Eukaryota; Apicomplexa; Conoidasida; Eucoccidiorida; Sarcocystidae
Exons: 4
Coding region: 1-6036 (2011 amino acids)
Source: RefSeq, a predicted model, not a curated record
AUGUUUGUGUGCGUGGAAGCGCCGCAGUAUUCUUCCGCAACCGCAUGUGUGUGUACUCAAUUCCGUUUUCGUGAGUCCCGCCCUGGGAGAGGGAAGAUGACGGAUCCGUUGUCGAGCGAACCUAAGGAGCUCCUCGAAUCCGCCGCAGCCGCCUCGUCCCUUCUCUCAUCCUCUCCCCUGUCUCUCUCUCGCGCCCUUCCUGCCCCCCACAGUCUGUCUGUCGCGAUGGAAGCGCCAAGCUCCGCGAGCAUGGCACCGCCCGCGUUAUCUGCGGACGGCCGUGGAGACAAAACGAGUCUGGCAUCCAUGUCUCCGACAGCAGCGAGUCUCGCGAGCCCGAAAAGCAACUCCGUCUUCCUUUCUCUUCAGGUGUCUUCUACGUCGUCCGCCUCGACAGCGGUCCCGCAAGACGAGUGCGACAGCGCAGCUAGCCGCGAAGAUGGCAGUCCCCGCACGCCCUGGGCGCUCGACGCCUCUGGCGCCACGCCGAAGAGUGUCUCCAAAGGCUUUGGACCCGAAGACCUGUUGCAGGCAUCGAGUGGCGAAACCGCGAGCCCAGUCCGUCGGGCGCGCGGGGGCCGGCGCGAGGGGCUGGGGCCCGAAGGGGACGAAGCGAAGAAGAGUAUUUCCCCGCGACACUCGGAGGAGACAGAGCGCAAGGCAAGCGCAGAGGACGAGAGCUUCGAGGCCCUCGUGAGCACCAAGAAGAUGGAAGAUUGUGCGUCUCUGGGCGGGCGCGUAUCAGACUCGGAGGAUCCUGAGAGUCCUUGCACGAAAGAGUUGAAUGGAAAUACAGGCCCCAGCGCGAGGGCAGAACGCAGCUCAAGAAAAGCGGCGCUGCGUCGGAUUCGCCAGUUCGCGGGCGUCUCUGGGAAGGACGCUGCUACCUUCGGAAGUGUGUCCAGCCCCGGAGAUGCGGCGAGUGCGACAACGCUUGAAAUCGAGAGCCUUGGUCAAGACUUCAGAUCUGCAGCGGAGCGCGACUUUCUGGCCGUGAAGGACGAAGAAAACCCCCGCAGAAAGAGAGUCCGCACAGAGGUCGUGCCUGGCGGGAGCGAACCCGCGUCGCCUACAGCUCUCGAAGAAGGCGACGCGAAGGCGUUCAGGCAGACGCUGCUGGGGCGCGACGCAGAGGCCCAGAAACCAGGCGACGACCCCCUCUCUUCAGUUCUCGCCGACGCCUUUCUGGCCGAUCGAGACGGAAAGGCGGCCGAAAGCAACAGGACGACGCCGAGCGUUUUGGGAGACGCAGAGCUCCGCCCCGAGGUCGACUUUGCGAGGGGCCUCGCCGCGGUCGCGGCGGAGAUCGCCUCGGCCCAAGGCCUCGGUGGACGGUGCGACGGAGACAGCGAGCGGAGUCGGCUGCUGUCUCUCGCCUCCGCCUUGGGGAAGGCAGAAGGCCAGUUUGUCGGAGACCGCGUGUCAGAGCCCCGCGAUGGGGCGAACUCCGCUGCGACUCAAGAGUUGGGCCCCGGCUCUCUGCCAGGCGACCUUCUUGAAGAAGGCCGACGCCUCCUGAGCUCGCCCGCGGGUCUCUCAAUGUGGCUCGAGUGUGCGAGCAACGCGUCGUCUUCCCUGUCAAAGAGGCCAAACGAGGGACUCCCCGCAGACCUGGUCGCGCUCUCGGCGUCGCUGAUGCACGAGGAAGCGUCUAACGGGACCCCCACGCCGCGGGUACUGGGCCUCCGGGGUCCUGCGGGCUUUCCGGACACUGAGGAGUCGCCCAGCCAUCUCCACGGGGCAGCCCUCGACGCCUUUGGGCUCCAGCUUGGGUCUGAGGGUCUCGCCGCCCGGUCCGCGGGCCUGCUUGGCGCCUUCGCGGGCGAGAAGGCCCCUAGACAGCAGAAGGUCAGGUCCGGGCAGAAGAGUGGAGACAGGACCCAGGCGUCGCGUCCACACGCGCUCUCCCGUGGCCUCGUCACGUCAGCCCCCUCCUCGGCAGGGACCACUCCGUCGAGCUACGGGGCGUCUCUCGUGCCGCACUCUAGUUCAAUGACUUCCGUCAUGGUGAAGAGCGUCUCGCCUGCGGGAGUCGUCAGGCGAGGCGGAAGAAACCGCAGAAAACGAACGAAGUAUGAUCUCGCGUACAGACAAAUGGAGCAACUUGGCCCCUUCGCUGAAGAAGCCAAACACGUCGACCUCUCCAAGGUGUCGGGGAGCAGCUUUGCGGUGGAAUUGUUGAAGAAUCCUCAUCUCUAUUCGUACGAGUCCUGGGUCCAUGGCUUUGCUUGGCCCGUGGGUGCGGACGGCCGCCGCCUCCUUCUCCGCAAGCUCCGCGGGGUUUACUGGUCGGAUCCGGACUACUGGCAGAAGCGCCUGAUGGCUGAAGGCCUUUAUCGCCGGGAUCUGUUCACUCUCGCGACUGUCCAGGAACUGUUCAAAGUCACUCACUUAAUGGGAGCCGACGUCUGGGACUUCCUGCUGAAGUGCACGGCACUAACGCACAAAUGCGACGCCCUCACAGCCAAGGAGGGGGGCCAGAGCGACAACGAGGAAGUGUUGCAGAAUGCGUCGUCCCCGGAGGCGGCCUCUCCGCAUGCAGGUCCCGAAGUGACUUCUCAGGCGUUGGCGCAGGUGGCGAAUCUGGGGGGGCACGGCGAGGCCUUCGCGUGGGCCUCUGGCCCCCAGGGCCCAUCGAAUGACCUGCUGGUGGCGGGAGCGGCGCAGGAGGAGUGCGACAAAGCUGAGCAGGCAAGUGUCGUGGAGGACAGCGAGGCGCUCUCUUCUGUAUAUCCUCCGCCGUUCCACCACAGCGCGUCGCUGGAACUGGGAGAGACUGCGGCGCCUCCGUCUCCGUUCUCCGGGCCGCGCCUCUCGACGGGCGGCGUGAUCUCUUCCUUCGAGUCUUCCGCCGAGGGGAUCUGCGCCGCGCUGUCUCUGCGGCGGCCCUCCUCAGGCGGAGAUAGAGAGCCGGGUCUCGAGGGCGAGGAAGAGCGCCCGAACCCUGUAGCGGGUCCGUCGUGGCUCGGCGCCGAGGCCCUCCAGGAGCUUCUGGCCGGGAGUCUGAACAGGCAGGAGCGAGGAACAAGCGACGAGUUGAUGCAGGAGGAGGAAACGCCGCACGCGGCUGGGCGCCAGGGUCUCUUUCUGCCACCGGGAGUUCUGGGGACGGCCGCGAGCGAGCAGAGAGCGAACGGCGUGGGCCUUGAGAAGCGCGCUCGCGGGCGCCCCAGAAAGCCGCGAUCGAACCUUGGGUCUCUCGCCGCGCUCCGAGAGGAGUUGGGCCUCGAUCUCGCUCAGAAGGGCGUCGGGCCUGACGCCGCAGACCCCUUCGAUCUCCCCGGGGCCGGCGGGCUCAGCAACGGCGCGGACGCAUCGGACGGGAACGGCGGCGAGCUGCUUGGGGCCCAGACCGGGGCGCAGGGCUACUCCCAGUUCAGCGGCAGUUCGGCGGCCGUCUCGGCACUGAAUCUCUUGAAGACAGAAGAGUUCUCCGGCUUCGGGGCUCCCGGGGUGUCGGAGAGAGGGGAUCUCUCUCAAACGGGAGACAAGGAGGCUAUAAACCUUAAACGCGACGAGUUCCUCUCUUCGCGGUUCCUGGGUGAAGGAAACCUCCAACAGGCCCAUCUUGCUUCGUCUGUGGGAGCUCCAGGGAAGUUGCACGCGCGGGGCGAUUCAGGCCAGGAGCUCGGGGCCCAUGCCUCCAAACGCCCGCGGCUUUUUGAGGGGGCUGCGCCGCAAGAGGGCGGCCAGCUGUCGGACCUCUCUCGCCUUCUUGAGGAAGAACUGGACGUGGCGAACUCAGCGCAAGCACGCGGGGCUGACAUGGAUUCUCUUCGGUCUCUGAUGCUGCAAGUCGCCGAGGCGGCAGCCGCCGCUGACAUUGGGCCUGGCGCAUCCGUCCGGCGCGCCCUGGAGCGCAGCGGCGCGUGCGGGGGCGGCAACGGACCCGACGGGGUUGCGACAGGGCCCGGAGAGGCCCCGAGACGGAGUGGCGCGGGGCAGGGCCUCGAUUUCCUUACGGAGCAGAGCGGGGACAGAGACGGGACCGCGAGUGGGGCGAUGGAGGAGGAGAUGCGGCAAAUCGAAAUUCUUUUGAAGGCGCUAGACCACCACCUGGCCGAGAGCCAGGAACAGCGAGACGAGCGACAGGUGGAACGUGGUCUGGCCUCCGUGGGGAAAAGUGAAGAACGUAAAGAUGCACCUUUGGAGAACUUUUCGCUGUCUCCGAUGUCAACGCAUAUGGGAGCCCGUGGUGCCGAAAACCAGCUGGACUCCGGGAUGCAGUCCCCGAGGGCAGGGCGUUCUUCUGGGGUCCAGGAGACAGAGACAGGCGGUUCGCCGGUUGUCGCUGGCGGAGACGGAGACAGUCAAGCUCGCGAAGGAGGGAACGGAGCCGUGGCCGACGCCAAGGCUCUCCUUGAGUGCGUGCAGGCCUUGGCCAGUGCUUCGCCGGUGGGAUCUCUGUUUUCCACAGGGGCCCUGCCGCAGGCGGACUUCGCCGCGAGCCUGUUGUUUCAGCAGAAGGACCGAAAGGUAGGAGUCUCAAGCGCGGAGGAAGCCCGAGAAAGGAGGGCUGGGGAAGCGGCAAAGACAGGAGGACUCGAGAUCGAGAUUGGGUCUGCUGGGGGGGUAGACGGCGCCGGUGAGGCGAACGAAACGGAGGCGUGGGGACGCGAAGCAAAGAACGAGGGCGGUCAGGCGCAGACCCUCCAGCUGAAGGAGAAGAGAGAGACUCCCGGGCUCGAGGCUCUGCGGGGCCCCGGGUCUCUGGUCCUCAAGCUCCGCAGCCUGCCCGCGCGUGCGAACUCGAACGCGGCGGUGGCGGCGGCGGCUGCGUCGUCCGCGGCGAUGGCGGGGUCGCUCUUGUGGGGCAGAGACAGGUGUGGAGCGAGCGCGGGGCUGCGGCGUGGGGGCGACGAAGAGGCCCGUCAGAGCGCUCUGAGUUUCUUGGGGACGCUUCCGGGUAUCGCUGGCGUGGGCAGGAAGCGAGAGUCCGGCGAGAAGAAGAGCAGUGAGCGACCCAAAUUUAGCGCAUGCAGUGGCGCAGCAGUACUUGCCCCUGCUCUGUUCCCUUCGGAGGCAAAUCCCCAGCAACCGCUGGGAUCUCGCGGCUUCUCCGAGGCUCUCGGGAGCUUGUUGAGUGGAGGGGCGCCAGAAGGCGGGACUGCGGCCGGAGGUGUCUCCUCGUCGCGCUUGUUAGAGGCCCUCUCGUCGGACACCCACGCCCUUCUGCAGCUCACAGCCCACUACUCAUUCAUGGCGCAGUUCAUGCAGUGCGCGAUGUUGUUCGAAGUCCAGCAAGCGUUGCUGCGAGUGAUCGCCAGUUUCCGCGCUCAGGAGCGAAGGGGCCGCGCGCAGUCGCGGCUCCCACCGGACAACUGCGAGCAGGGCGAGAAGCGAAGUCGAGAAGACACAGACGAGUCCGAGGGCCCGGGGACAGAUUCCACCAUGAAGGCCUGUCUCCAGUCGCUCCUGGAGAGCGGGACAGUUCACAUGCAAUUCGUGCAGCUCAUGGCGCAGCAGCUGAGACGUCAUGUGCUGGCGAGCGGAGGAGAGAGUCGCGGAGGGGAGCCUGCGUCGGAAACCGAGACGAGGCGGCCGCGAGACCCGGGGUGUGGAGCAGCGUGUGGAGGAGACGAGGAGAGAGGGGAAGGGGAGCAGAAGCCAGAAACAGAGACGACUGGCGAGGUGGAGGCUCCGCCUGGUGCCGCAGGUCGCGUGGCGGGGGUUCUGGAGGAAGAAGAAGAGCCUGAAAAGGCGCUUACAGCAGGAGACGAAAGCCGACAACAGAGUGAAGAGCAGAAGGAUGAGAAGAAGAGUGAAGAAAGGAAGGUCGACGAGGAGGAGAAUGAGAGAAGGGAAGGUAGUGACGGCGACGAAGAGGGGAAGAACGAGCUAGACGAAAGCUCGGAAGGGACGCUCGAGGGCGAGACUGUGGUGGAGGCACGGAGAGCGGCAGGGAGCGCCGAAAGAAGGCGAGAACUCGUGACGCAAGAGGAUUCUAAAACGUCCCCGGAUGAGGAGAAGGAGAUGAGGGAGACAACCGAUGAGGAAACCGCGAAGCAAGAAGACAACCGGGAAGAAUGCCUUUGAGUGGGGGCGCAAAUGCGGAAUGCGAAGAUUGCCCAGCUGCUUGGCGUCUUCUGCAGAAUGGUAUAUAUGUGUGUUGUACAAGUCUGUGCACAUCCAGGCGGGACGCCGGUUGACACCGCGCAGUUCGGGUGUAUGCACACUGGAAGUCUGGGCAGAAAGUAGUGUCGGUGACUUUGUGUCUUGAUGCUACAUGUGGGGGUUUGCGCAUGUUGUGUUGAUUCUGGAAGUCUUUAGGGCGUGGAACUUCGCUGCGCCUUCUUGCGUAGUCGAAAGAGGUGAAUAUCCCAAGCGUCUGCCCACGUGCCUUUUUUCUUCUUUAGGGAAUUCAAAGUCGCAACAAAACAUAGCAGGGACGCUGUUCCACACGCUCUGUUUUAACAGUGAGUGCGCGUGUUCGUGUGGUCAUGUGGUCCAAUCGGUUAACUUUUGAUUUUCCUUGCCUUCGAAAACGGGUUUCUGCCGAAGAAAUUCAGAAAUUGAAAAGCUGCGAGGGCGCGCUGUCGCGUGGCUGCCUCGCUUCGUUUCACUGGGUUUUCUCUGUAGUUGUCCACGUCUCCUGAGACAGCCGCACCAACGAGGAAAGAAGACAGGGAGGUCGAAGGGCCACGGAAGUGAAUGCGAUAUACCCUGACACGGAGAGCAUGUUGUGGCAGAUCUUUGUAUUACUUAGAGGCAUGCACUUUACUGGUAAAUAUCUUGCAGCUGGCGUAACGAGUCCAGUGGUGUGGGAAGGUGGACAGCGAUGACAAAGAACGCGCGUUUCCGCUUCCCUGAACUGGAAACAUUUUCAGUAUUCUAGGUGGUGAAUAGUUUCAGAAAUCGUAAGUCCCGUUUUAUACAGCUCUGCGCGAGCUUUCUUGCGACAGAGAAAGGCGUCUCCGCGCGUCUUGUGGAUAGACUGUAAGAAGAUUGCUUGAUUGACGAUGGAAGAGACGACCAAAUGUCGCAAGAGGAAGGGUUUCUGUGAUGGACACUUCUACCCUUCAAGAGCGGGAAGAAAGAGGGAAAGUGAAUAUGUAACUUCAGUUUUAGGGUCCUCCAAUGCGGGCUGUGCGUGCGGUUUAGGAAGCUACAGUUCACCGUGGGGACAUAACCCUAAUCGCAAACAAACGAGAAGAGAUAAAAAUCCGAACCGAAUAUUCGUCGUCGAGGUUGUCUUUCUAGCCGUAAGGAAAAAGCCAUUGUGGAGAAAGGAGGAAGUCGAGCUUGCCGUUUCUUUUAUCGGGGCAUUCCCUGCCGCCGCCAGUGCGCGUCCUGGAACGGAGCCGUCAUUUACCUCUCUCCUCGUGUGGUGAAACGACAGUCGCUGCCGUUUGAGG